Messenger RNA from Python bivittatus (Burmese python), 2571 nucleotides. Its product is annotated as serpin B4-like. NCBI's taxonomy places the organism in Eukaryota, Metazoa, Chordata, Lepidosauria, Squamata, Pythonidae. The record is from RefSeq and is a predicted model, not a curated record. Gene Ontology annotation, molecular function: serine-type endopeptidase inhibitor activity. Gene Ontology annotation, biological process: negative regulation of endopeptidase activity.
CAAAAUCCUAUUAUUUCCAAAUCUAUACUCAACCAUUGCCAGGAAGCUAAAGUAAAGGCGGGGCGAUUUUAUAUAUACAGUAAGAAGUGAAAUGGAAAUCUUACUCUUAUCCAUUCCAGACCUGGCAACAGAUUGCUGUUCCCUGUGGACAAAUUACAGUGAGGUACUAGUUUCACCAUGAACAGUCUUGUUGAAGCAAACACCAACUUUGCUGUGGACCUCUUAAAAUGGAUGGAGAAAAAGCAUUCCACGGAAAACAUCUUUUUCUCUCCAUUUAAUAUCACAGCAGCUUUGUCCAUGGUCCAUCUUGGCAGCAGAGGUAACACUGCUGAUGAAAUGGGAAAGGUCCUUCACUUUGACAAAAUCACAGGAUCUCAGAGCUCUACAGACUUGCUUUCUUCCCCAGCCCAGUGUGACAAACCUGGCGGACCUCACAACCAGUUCAAGGAACUCCUAGCAGCCAUCAACCAGCCUACCAACAACUAUACGCUGAGCACAGCCAACCGUCUGUAUGGAUCAAACAUUUAUGAAUUCCGCCAGCAAUACUUACAGUGCUCCAAAGAUUUAUACCAUGCAGAACUGGAAAGAGUUGACUUUGUGAAUGCAGCUGAGGCCGUUAGAAAGCAAAUUAAUUCCUGGGUUGAAAGUCAAACCAAUGGUAAAAUCACGGAUCUGUUUCCUGAGGGCUCAAUUACCAGAGCAACUGUCUUGACCUUAGUAGCUGCUAUAUACUUCAAAGGAAAGUGGAAGACGGAAUUUGACCCAAGCAAUACCCACGAAGCAGACUUCUGGAUUACCAAGGACCGGAGCAAAAAAGUGCAAAUGAUGUCUCAAAGGGGCAAAUUUAACUUAGCUAGAAUAGCAAAUCCUGCAAUGCGAGUGCUUGAGUUUCCCUACGAUAAGGAAGGCCUCAGUAUGUUCAUCCUCCUGCCAGACCACAAGGGAGCUACGGAUGAGAUUGUGAGGCAACUCACUUCUGCAAAACUUCAAGAAUGGACCAGUUCAACAAGUAUGGAAAACACAGAGAUGAGAGUUUUCCUGCCAAAAUUCAAGAUGGAAGCAGCAUAUCCACUCAUUUCAAUUUUGAGAGAGAUGGGAAUGAAUGAUGUGUUUAUUUCAGGGAAAGCUGAUUUAUCUGGCAUGUCUGAGAACAAUGACCUGGUUGUAUCUGAGGUUCUUCAUAAAUCCUAUAUUGAAGUGAAUGAAGAAGGUACAGAAGCAGCUGCUGCCACUGGGGCAGUUGUAGCUGUUACUAGUGCACCAAUUAUUCCUGAGUUUAAAGUGGAUUCCCCUGUAAUUUUCUUAAUAAGGCAUAAUCCCACCAAGAGCAUUCUUUUUGUCGGCAAGGUUUCCUCGCCAUAAACAAGAGGUGCUGCAACAUUAAAAAAAUACAUUUCCAUCUGUUGGGAGCAACAAAAACUUCUUUAUUCCAAAUUCCAUUUUCUACUUGGCUAACAUCUUCUAUAUUUCCUCUUUUAAGAAAAAGCAAAUCGUGAAGUACAGCUUUUAUUUGUUUACUGAGGUAAAGUCCCUUUACAUUGGCACGUGUGUGGAAUCCAAAGAAUACUUUAUACAGCAGACUGUUCUGGAAGUGUGCAUUCCUCAUGAAACAGGGCCCUUAAGUAUAUGGGGCUUGAUGCACAGGGAGCAAAGGAAAUGGGGAGGAGUGGUUAGAGACUCCUAAAACCAACUCCCACAAAAUAAGCCUGAAGCAGAGAACCUUAGAAUCUCUUUGAAAGAGAAAAUGUGUAUUUAUUUUUUUUUCAAAAAAAUAGAAAUAUCCCACAUGAGGUUUGAAGUCACAUAAAGCAUAAUAAUGUCCCAAUCAUUAAUUAGCUAACAUGGAUAGAUGUAUAACAGACCUGCAAUGGAUAAAUGUGAGAUAUAUGUUGUGUUAAAUAAAAACAGAAGAAACCAAUGAUGAUGAGUUCAAUAUAACCCAUUACUAAUAUUGCUGUUGUUUCUGGAUGUAUUCACUGUAACUUCAGUGGUUGAUGUACUUAAGGUGCUUCCUGAUUUCUGAUUAUGAAAUUUAAACUUGAGUAGACAAUAAGCUGCUUUGUCAUCCAUUCAUAACUAUAAAUCGGUGGAGAGACCUUUUGGUUUGCAUGUCACUUAGGGCGACUACGGAUGUUUUGACUUAGCUUUAUAAUGACUGUGUUCUCUGUCUCUAGGCUAAAGCUUUUUUGUGACCUCUUGAGUAUAACAUUCCAACUUACCGAAAUAGAAUUACAGCAAUAACCUUUGAAUAAAUGUAUGCAUUAAAAAGACUCAGGUUUGUAUUUAUCGUAUUUACUGUGCAAGAAAAUCCAACAGAUCAGCCACUAGAUCCAGAAUAAGAAACUUCUGCUCCUCUAAAAAACAAGUACUCCCCCUCCGCCUCCUACCAAUCCAGGUCCUGCCUCUUUCUCCCUUACUCUUGCCCCAAAUGGUCAUUACUGCCUUCAGCAUCGAAGGUUUGGCUAAAACUGCACCAGAUCAAGAAUAAGGAACCAAUGCGAGAUUGUUAUAUGCAGAGAAAUGGAAAGAUUCUGGAAUACCCACAAUGGAGGAAUGGCUGGUAAAGGUGAC